Messenger RNA from Aspergillus glaucus CBS 516.65, 1441 nucleotides. RefSeq lists its product as uncharacterized. Bases 36 to 962 code for a protein of 308 amino acids. Lineage: Eukaryota; Fungi; Ascomycota; Eurotiomycetes; Eurotiales; Aspergillaceae. The record is from RefSeq and is a predicted model, not a curated record. The transcript is spliced from 2 exons. Gene Ontology annotation, cellular component: nucleolar ribonuclease P complex. Gene Ontology annotation, biological process: tRNA processing. Gene Ontology annotation, molecular function: RNA binding.
GAUCGAGAGGCUCAUAGCCAUUUAAAACAGCCAAAAUGUUCUACGAUCUCAACGUUCCCUACAGCUCGGAUGAUCCUGAGAUCUCUCACACCUUGAAUUUCCUCGCGGAGAUCGGUUACACAACCGUUGCGCUCUCUCAGACGAUCAGUGGAAAACUCCCUCCAAACCUAGCACCCCCAGCCGCGCCUGCAAAUGCUCCGAAAUCCCUAGACCUACUCACUCGUCUGAAUCUCAUCCUCUCCGAUCCCUCACAAAACCAGCGCCUUACCAGCCUGACACAAGCAUAUGACCUGGUCGCGCUACGUCCCACGAACGAGAAGUCACUACUGAACGCUUGUACCAACUUGGAAUGCGAUCUGAUCUCCCUUGACUUCUCCGAGCGAAUCCCAUUCCAUUUAAAAUUCAAGAUGCUCUCUGCUGCCAUUGAGCGCGGUAUUCGGUUUGAGAUUUGCUACGGAUCCGGCAUCACGGGAAGCGGACUUGACGCGCGACGGAACCUCAUCGGGAAUGCUAUGUCGCUUAUUCGGGCCACGCGCGGGAGGGGUAUUAUCAUAUCAAGUGAGGCUAGGAGGGCAUUGGGGGUGCGCGCGCCUUGGGAUGUGAUCAAUCUGGCAUGCAUCUGGGGUUUGUCACAGGAACGCGGCAAGGAGGCAAUCUGCGAAGAAACAAGGAAGGUGACUGCUCUGGCGAAGCUUAAGCGGACCAGCUGGCGUGGGGCUAUCGAUGUCGUCUACGGCGGGGAGAAACCGAAGGUCGAAGACGCACAACCAAAGAAGAAGGGAGCGGCUAAAAAGGCUACACCUCAAACAGAAGCAAAUGCGGACACUCUGAAGAGGAAAGCGGAGCCAACACCCGAAGAGGCCGAGAAGUCGUUGUCAAAACGGGAGCAGAAGCGCAGAGCAAAGAAAGUGCGAUUGGAUGGCGCAGGGGAUGGUGCCGCGGACGACAAAACUGCCAGAUAGUUGAUCGACAGGCUAUGGAGUUACAUCGUUAAGUCAUACAGAAGCCGCAAGAUGCGAAUCGCGCGUGUGCCUGAACUAAGUGCAGAACAUAGCCACUUUGGGUCGCGCACUCAUUGCCACUUCUGUGCUUCUGCAUCCACUCAGGAGGACACCAAUCUGGAAUUGCCCUGGUCCAAAUGCUCUAGCCAUGACCGUCGAAUGACAGUGUGCAGCAGACCAACCAUGACGAUGCUGUUCAGAUUUUGGCAUGGAUAUCUGCUUGUCAUCAGCACCUGGAUCACUCGACCAAACUCUGACUGAUGAGAGUCAUGGAUUGACGUCCGUCGGGGGAUCAUUUGCAUUUGGUUACAAUGAAUUAUCCUAUGGCAUGUAUCCGGAAGGUGGUGAUCAUAGCAUAGGAGGUUCAAUGUGUACAAAUCACACGAGCUUAUGAAUAUAGUUAGAUACUCUUGAAUCGAUAAUCAAGUCUACAUUCUCCA